Molecule: messenger RNA, 1841 nt
Organism: Eptesicus fuscus (big brown bat)
Lineage: Eukaryota; Metazoa; Chordata; Mammalia; Chiroptera; Vespertilionidae
Gene: STS
Product: steroid sulfatase
Exons: 10
Coding region: 65-1822 (585 amino acids)
Molecular function (GO): arylsulfatase activity
Source: RefSeq, a predicted model, not a curated record
CAAAAGCCUCCGGACACGGUCAGAUGUCCCCAAACCGGCGGGUGCAGGGCGGCUGCUGUGCAACAUGCGACCGGCCAGGACGAUGAGGUGCCCGCUGCUCCUGCUGCUGGUCCUGUGGGGGGCCCAGAGCCGGGCCCCCCCCAAGCCCAACUUCGUCCUGAUCAUGGCCGACGACCUGGGCAUCGGCGACCCCGGCUGCUAUGGCAACAAGACCCUCAGGACUCCCAACAUCGACAGGCUGGCCCAGGAGGGAGUGAAGCUCACACAGCACCUGGCGGCCUCGCCCCUCUGCACCCCGAGCCGGGCAGCCUUCAUGACCGGCCGGUACCCCGUCCGAUCAGGGAUGGCGUCUCAGACACGGAUCGGAGUUUUCCUGUUCUCGGCCUCCUCGGGAGGACUUCCCAAUACUGAGGUCACGUUCGCCAGGCUUCUGAAGGACCAGGGCUACGCCACAGCUCUGAUAGGGAAGUGGCAUCUGGGCACCCACUGCCACAACAACUCCGACUUCUGCCACCACCCGUCCAGCCACGGCUUCGACUACUUCCACGGCCUUCCCGUGACCAACCUGCGCGACUGCAAGCCGGGGGCCGGCAGCGUCUUCGCCCAGGCCGUCCGCCUGCUGGUGCUGGCGCCGCUGCAGCUGCUCGGCCUGGCGCUGGCCACGCUGGGCGCCCUGCGCUGGCUGGGCCUGCUGCCCGUCCCCGGCCCCGUCUUCCUGGUCCUGCUGCUGCUGGCCGCCGCCCUGCUGGGCCUGCUGCUCUGCUUCCUGCAGUCCUUCCGGCCCCUCAACUGCUUCCUCAUGCGGGACCGGGCCGUCAGCCAGCAGCCCCUGUCCUACGACAACCUCACCCAGCGGCUCGCCGCCGACGCCGCCCGCUUCGUGCGACGGAAUGCCGAGAAACCCUUCCUGCUCGUCUUCUCCUCCAUCCAGGUGCACACGGCCCUGUACGCCUCCAAGGACUUUGCCGGGAAGAGCAAGCACGGUGCCUACGGCGACGCGGCCGAGGAGAUGGACUGGGGUGUCGGGCAGAUCCUGAAUGUCCUAGAGGAGCUGCAGCUGGCCAACCGCACCCUCGUCUACUUCACCUCCGACCAGGGCGCCCACGUCGAGGAGGUCACCCCCAACGGCGAACGUCACGGGGGGAGCAACGGCAUCUUCAAAGGCGGCAAAGGCAACAACUGGGAAGGAGGGAUCCGCGUGCCGGGGCUGCUGCGGUGGCCGGGCGUGCUCGGGGCCGGGCUGGAGAUCUCCGAGCCCACCAGCAACAUGGACAUCUUCCCCACCGUGGUCAAGCUGGCCGGGGCCCCGCUGCCCGAGGACAGGAUCAUCGACGGGCGGGACCUGAUGCCCCUCCUUCGAGGCGAGACCCAGCGCUCCGACCACGAGUUCCUCUUCCACUACUGCAACUUCUACCUCAACGCCGUGCGCUGGCACCCGCCCAACAGCACCUCCGUGUGGAAGGCCUUCCUCUUCACGCCCAACUUCGCGCCCGAGGGCGCCAACGGCUGCUUCCCCACGCACGUGUGCUUCUGCCACGGCCACUUCGUCACCCGCCACCACCCCCCGCUGCUCUUCGACGUGUCCCGGGACCCGCGGGAGCGGCGCCCCCUGACGCCGGGCGCCGAGCCCCGCUUCUGGGAGAUCCUGGGGGCCAUGCAGGAGGCGGCCGAGCGCCACGCCCGCACCACGGGCCACGCCCCCAGCCAGCUGUCCGUGGGCCACAUCCUCUGGAAGCCGUGGCUGCAGAUGUGCUGUGCCUCGUCCCCCAGCCUGUCCUGCCGGUGUCCCCACGGGGAGCAGGACUGGGGGUACGGCCCGUAGCCGCGCGGGGGGCCCCGGG